AUGCAGGGGUGGGAAGCUGCCCGCGAGGCGCGUCCGAUUGCUAACUUUAUCGAUCUCGGUCCAAACCGCUCGAAGAUUGAAGGCGGUGCCACCGUGGCCGCCGUUGUCGUGGUAGAGAACCUGCUGUUUGACAUGAGUGCCAAAGUCAACGUGGGUUUGAUUACGGCGUUGGAGAAGGCGGGGUUGAUGGAGGGCAACCCUACCGCCCUGUGCCCGUACGGGAAGUCGACCAAGCCGGUCAGGCUAUCCCGUCGCUUACGCCCGAGUGUAGCGCUCAUGACGACGUGUGGUCCUCUCCAACUGCGUGGCGUGCCCGUGUGGGUCGUCGACGAGGCGGACGUUAAUGUGGCGCUGAUAAUCAGCCGUCCUGUGAUGGAGUCCUUGGGAUUCUUUACAGGCGUGCUGUUCGUGAAGGCGCGGUCUCUCAAACCUGAGUGGGACAUGUCCGACGGCGAGUCCUUGCCGUCUGCCGAAGUCGCUGUGAAUCGGGUGUCCGCAUUGACCCGGACGUUGACCCCGAGGCCGGGAAGGAGUGCUCUACCCCUGCGCUAG
This is a messenger RNA of Aphanomyces invadans, 552 nucleotides long. RefSeq lists its product as hypothetical. Lineage: Eukaryota; Oomycota; Saprolegniomycetes; Saprolegniales; Verrucalvaceae. The coding region runs from base 1 to 552 and encodes 183 amino acids. The transcript has a single exon. The record is from RefSeq and is a predicted model, not a curated record.